Molecule: messenger RNA, 1392 nt
Organism: Apiotrichum porosum
Lineage: Eukaryota; Fungi; Basidiomycota; Tremellomycetes; Trichosporonales; Trichosporonaceae
Exons: 1
Coding region: 1-1392 (463 amino acids)
Source: RefSeq, a predicted model, not a curated record
AUGACCAGACACGGACACGGCCUUCACCACAAGCCUCCUCGGCGCGGGUUUGUCCCCACACUCCCAGACGACCCGAGCACUCUGCCUCGCCUGCCCCGCGAUGUGUGGGUCGUAGUGUGCCGAUAUCUCGGCGACGACGUGCGCCCACGACUCGCGGACCAUGAAGAGCAUGGACAUGGGCGUGGGCACAAGGUUUUGGAAAAGGAGUCCAGGACAGCUCUCGCGCGCCUCAUGCGCACCAGCAGCGAGGUGUACCAUGUGGCAGGACCAGAACUGUACCGCCGCCUCGACCUGUGUUCGGCGUCGUUCCAUAAGGUGAUACGGGGAUAUGACGACCCUCCCGCCUUUGACGCUGCAGACCAGUGGGCACUGGGGAGCCAGACCCAAACAUACACCAUGUCGUCUUCGAACAGUAAACUCGAGCUGCUAAAGUACGUGCGCCACCUGAACAUUGUCGACUUGCCGCCUGCCACGGCCGUCCAGCACCUGCUCAACCUCGGUGACGAGGGCCGCCUCUUCCCCAACCUGGACGUCAUCACGUUCCGGCCACAGAUGUACAUCGACUAUGCAGACCUACACGCCAACGUCCCGGACCCCGUGGACGAGCACCCGCUGCUCACCCUCCUAGGGCGCGAGACACCGCGACACGCGUGUAUGGCCUUCCCCACCGAGGCCGGGGUGGACCGGUACGUCGGCCCCAAGCACAUUGCGGGGUGUACACACGACCACAAGCGGUGUAACCUCGACUGCCACCGUAAGCGGUACCAGCGCUACCUCGUACUGGGCCUCGCGUCCGCGUGGCUGGCGCGGCUGUGCCACAGCUGGCGCCCGUCGCUGGCCAGCCUGACACUGCAUGACUGGCACAUGUCGGCGGCGCCCACGUUCCCCGCUGCACAGCUGCGCAUCUUCAUGCCCGAGGUGGAGACCAUGCGGAUCACAUGGAUCCUGAGCCUCGCCUCGCUCCUCCUCCUGGACGCGUACCCGGCCACCGAGCUGCCGCAGCGCCUGGAACUGGCCAACCUCGGCGUCAACCUCGAAGACUGCGGGUGCACGCACACGCUCCUGCAGACGAUGGACAACAGCCGCACGGCGCUGCAGACGUAUUUCGCCACACGCACGGCGAUAGCCCUCACCACGCCGUCGGCGUGGGACGUGACGGUCUGUGUGUGCUGUGGCGGCGUUCCUGCUCUCACCGAGGAACCGCGCGACAGAGACUCGAGGGUGUAUGUAGACGACCAUCACCCGGCAUGGCGGUCGGCGUGUCUCGCCACGCAGUCGCUCGACCUCGUGCCCUUUGACUUGCUCAAGUUGGCCGAGGACCCGCAGUGGAGGAUGAAGUGUAGCAAGGUGGAGCUGAGCGAUGGGUAUGACCGUCCUCCGUCGAGCAGCUAG